AUAUAUGUAUAUGUAUAUGCAUAUGAUGUAUGAUGUCAAUGUGAUAAAUGAUGUGAAGGGGAAAAGAAUAUGGUCCUGAGGAGCGAGCGACGACCUCCAUAACAGAGAGAGAGAGAGAGAGAGAGAGAGAGAGAGAGAGAGAGUGAGAGAGAGUGGGAGAUAGAGAGUCAUGAGGUCGCCGAGGAGUGAGAAGAGCGGCGGAGAUGACCGAUGGAGGGUGUUGAACGGCGAUUCUGCGGUGGUUUCUAGUCGUCGCAGCUCGAGGCUUUCUUUUUCUGCUCUCUUGGCCUCCCAAGAUCGUGAUUUUCUCCUCUCUCCCACCGGAACUCAGGUUAAAAUUUCCGAGCUUGAGGACAAGGUACUAGGUCUGUACUUCUCGGCCAACUGGAACCCCCAAUGCUGGAACUUCACCCAAAUUCUCGCCGGCGUGUUCGAGGAACUGAGGACCAAUCACGGUAACAAUGGGUCCGGUGGUUUCGAGGUGGUGUUCGUGUCGUCCGACGAGAACUCGGAGGCAUUCGACGGCUACCGCGCGUGCAUGCCGUGGCUGGCGAUUCCCUUCUCCGACGUCGAGACCAAGAAGGCCCUGAACUGCCGGUUCGACGUGGAGGGCAUCCCUUGCCUCGUCAUUCUCCAGCCGAGUCACGGCUGCGCCGGUGGUGAAGAAGUAGCGGCGUUGAAAGACGGCGUUGAAGUCGUCUACCGGUACGGGGUGGCGGGGUUUCCGUUUACGGCUGAGAGGGUGGAGGAGCUGCGGAGGGAGGACGCGGAGAGGCAUGAGAGGCAAACGCUGACGAGUUUGCUGACUAAUCGUGAUAGGGACUUUCUAUUGGCUAAUUCCGCACCUGAACAGGUUCCUGUUGCCUCGUUGACAGGUAAAACAGUUGGGCUAUAUUUCUCAGCCCAAUGGUGCCUUCCAUGCGUGAAAUUCACCCCCAGACUCAUCUCAAUCUACCACAACAUCAAGCAAAUGCUAGCUCAAGACCCAAACGAGGACUUCGAAAUAGUCUUCGUAUCGAGCGAUCGCGAUCAAAUGACAUUUCGUUCUUACUUUAGUUUCAUGCCAUGGCUAGCGAUUCCGUUUGGAGACCAAAACAUAAAAGACCUCACCAAGCAUUUCGAUGUCCAGGGAAUUCCAUGUUUGGUGAUCUUAGGCCCCAAUAGUAAGACUGUAACCAAACAGGGGAGGAACCUCAUCAAUCUGUAUCGGGAGAAAGCGUACCCUUUCACGGAGGCCCAAUUGGAGGUUUUGGAGAGACAAAUGGACGAAGAGGCCAAGGCCUUGCCUAGGUCGCAGUUCCACCACGGGCACCGCCACGAGCUCAACUUGGUCUCAGAGGGCUCCGGGGGAGGCCCGUUUAUAUGUUGCGACUGCGACGAGCAGGGCUCUGGAUGGGCUUACCAGUGCAUCGAAUGCGGGUACGAGAUCCACCCAAAGUGCGUGAGGCCCGCGGACCGUGGCUCGGGGGCUGCCAGGUGAGGCUAGUGCUCAAGCUAACUUGGGCUGGCGUUGGCUGUUGGCUGUGUAGAGUGUGCUUGUGUGUUGGGCCUGAAUGAAUGGGCCUUGCGUCUGUGUCUCUGUAUGUAUCAUGUUGGGUUGGGCUUGUGUGGGUUUGACUGAAUGUGUGGGCCGGGGGGGGGGGGUGUAGUUGCACAAGGUGUAUAUAGGCCUAAACUCGGCCUUGCAAAGUAAUUAGAGCCGUUUCCUUUCCUAAAUAAGCAUCACUCGGCUCCUUGUCAUUGUAA
Molecule: messenger RNA, 1746 nt
Organism: Malania oleifera
Lineage: Eukaryota; Viridiplantae; Streptophyta; Magnoliopsida; Santalales; Ximeniaceae
Product: probable nucleoredoxin 2
Exons: 3
Coding region: 170-1480 (436 amino acids)
Source: RefSeq, a predicted model, not a curated record